Molecule: messenger RNA, 999 nt
Organism: Penicillium diatomitis
Lineage: Eukaryota; Fungi; Ascomycota; Eurotiomycetes; Eurotiales; Aspergillaceae
Product: homocysteine S-methyltransferase family protein
Exons: 3
Coding region: 1-999 (332 amino acids)
Biological process (GO): S-methylmethionine cycle
Molecular function (GO): S-adenosylmethionine-homocysteine S-methyltransferase activity
Source: RefSeq, a predicted model, not a curated record
AUGCGGAGGUCGUCCGAGAACGGCGCCGGCAUUACUACCACGCCACUUUGGUCCACCCAUUUGCUGGUCUCCGACCCAUCUACCCUGCAAGCGUGUCAGAAGGACUUUGUCACAGCAGGCGCAGAUGUGCUUUUGACCGCAACCUAUCAGGCCUCCUCCGAAGGGUUCGCCCUCACGAAGACCGCCCAAUAUCCCAAUGGCAUUCCUAGAGAAGCCAUGGGCCAGUACCUGCAAACAGCAGUCGACUGUGCGGAGAAAGCGAAUGCGCCCCAAGGUAGAGCCAGAAUUGCGCUGAGUCUGGGUCCGUACGGCGCGUGCAUGAUUCCAGGCCAGGAAUACAGCGGCGCAUAUGACCCUGAGCACGAUGGUGAGGAAGCGCUGUACAAUUGGCAUCUUGAUCGUCUGCGGCUUUUCCUGAGCUCGGAGGGUGACUUGCUGUCGCGCUUGCAGUAUGUUGCGUUUGAGACGCUGCCUCGUCUGGACGAGGUGCGGGCCGUGAGACGGGCGAUUCGGGACUCGGGGAUUACAGCCCCGUUCUGGAUUGCGUGCGUGUUCCCUCGAGAGGACGACCUUCUUCCGGAUGGAAGUUCCAUUGAACAGGUUGUCCAGGCUGCUGUUGCUCCCAUGGAGAAUGGACUGUCACCUUGGGGCAUUGGAAUCAACUGCACCAAACUUCACAAGGUUUCCGGGCUGGUCAAAUUAUUCGCAGAAGGUGUCUCUGCGGCUAUUGCAAAGGGUGACAUCUCGUCUCCGCCUAGCCUUGUUUUGUACCCCGAUGGCACCAAUGGUGAGGUUUACAACACGACUACGCGAGUCUGGGAGAAGCCCGCGGGUGCCACAACCGGAGGUGAUCGUGAUAGCUGCCCGUGGGAGGUUCAAUUGGCUGAAAUAGUUCGCCAAGUCAGCCAACAAGGCCCCUUCAAGAAUGUGCUUGUGGGAGGUUGCUGCAAAGCGACUUCACAGGAUAUCAAAAACCUCCGCGAACAGCUCAAAAACUAA